AUGUCCUGGCUGCUGCUGUGUCUGCUUGUGCUGGGACUCAGCCUGACACAGGGCACCCAGACCCCUAGCAUCUAUGAUGAUGGAGAAAGUACCGGGGGAGGCCAUGAAGGCACUGUGGGUCCCACAGCUGGACUCAAGGAGUCGAAGUCCCCAGGCCAGCUUCACCCACGAGGCUUCCCAGGCAAGUUCUGUGAAAACAACAGCGACACGCUGGAGCUUCCUGCCAGCUCUCAAGCGCUGCUGCUGGGGUGGGUCCCCACGAGGCUGGUGCCUGCCCUCUAUGGGCUGGUGGUGGCCGUGGGGCUGCCGGCCAAUGGACUGGCGCUGUGGGUGCUGGCCACACGGGUGCCCCGCCUGCCAUCUACCGUCCUGCUCAUGAACCUCGCCUUUGCGGACCUGCUGCUGGCCCUGGUGCUGCCACCACGCCUGGUCUACCACCUGCGUGGCCAGCACUGGACCUCUGGGGAGGCUGCCUGCCGGAUGGCCACAGCUGCCCUCUAUGGCCAUAUGUAUAGCUCAGUGUUGCUGCUGGCCGCAGUCAGCCUGGACCGGUACCUGGCCCUGGUGCAUCCUCUGCGAGCUCGUGUGCUGCGUGGUCGGUGCCUGACCACCGGGCUUUGCUUGGUGGCCUGGCUCUCCGCAGCCACCCUGGCCCUGCCUCUCACUCUGCAGCGGCAGACCUUCCGGCUGGCCGGCUCUGAUCGCAUGCUGUGCCACGAUGCUCUGCCCUUGGCUGAGCAGACCUCCCACUGGGGACCGGCCUUCACCUGCCUGGCCGUGCUGGGCUGCUUUCUGCCACUGCUGAUUAUGGGCCUGUGCUAUGGGGCCACCCUGCAUGCACUGGCGGCCAGUGGCCAGCGCUACGGCCAUGCACUCAGACUGACGGCCCUGGUGCUGGCCUCAGCAGUGGCCUCUUUCACACCCAGCAACGUGCUGCUGGUGCUGCACUAUUCGAACCCAAGUCCUGAGGCGUGGGGCGAUCUCUAUGGAGCCUACGUGCCCAGCCUGGCGCUCAGCACCCUCAACAGCUGCGUGGAUCCUUUCAUCUACUACUAUGUGUCCCACGAGUUCAGGGACAAGGUACGGGCCAUGUUGUGUCGCCAGCCAGAGACCAGCAGCUCGUCCCAGGCCUCCAGAGACGCUGGACGCCGAGGGACUGCCAUUUGUUCCUCUACACUUCUGUGA
Molecule: messenger RNA, 1185 nt
Organism: Microtus ochrogaster (prairie vole)
Lineage: Eukaryota; Metazoa; Chordata; Mammalia; Rodentia; Cricetidae
Gene: F2rl3
Product: F2R like thrombin or trypsin receptor 3
Biological process (GO): phospholipase C-activating G protein-coupled receptor signaling pathway; positive regulation of Rho protein signal transduction; thrombin-activated receptor signaling pathway
Cellular component (GO): plasma membrane
Molecular function (GO): thrombin-activated receptor activity
Source: RefSeq, a predicted model, not a curated record